UUGGCAACAGGACAUGGAGAAUGAUCUCUCCUUAUUUCUGUUUGUGGCAUGAGACAUUGCAACAGUGUUUUUAUCCACUAUAACCAUACACAGAUGUUAAAAUUUCUUUCUUAUCUAGUACAUAAACACCAUUUUCCUGGAACUCAUUUCCAUGCAUCCACUUCCUACUGGACGUCUUUUGGUGGCCCUGGAGGAUCAUUCAGAGGGGUCUCUGGUGGUCCUAUUCACUGAGUGCUGUGAUAUUACAGCAGACCCUGCCUUGAACUUUUCCUUUAGCCAUAUGCUCUUGCUUCUUGUUACAGAACUUGUCCCAAAAACACUGUGGGCCUUCUUAUCACUUUCCCCAGUAAUCCCAGCCACAUUUAUCAUCCUGUGUCCACAUCUUUAUAUCCUUUUAUCUUCCUGCCCAGUUAGUCUUUAAGCAACUUCAGGGGAGGUGAUAAUGUUUAUUCUCUCUUAUUUAUCAAUCCCCUGCAAUCCAACCCAACCCUCCCUCUCCCUCUCUCACCAUUUCUGCUGCCCUUCUCCCCUGCACAUCUCUCUCCUCCCAACUGAAUCCUUCCUGCUGCAGGGAGCUGCUGAGGAAUUGCGUGGUCCAUUCCUGGAUUCUCCAAGCACUGACUCCCCAUCCACUCUGACCACAGCCAGGGGCCACAUCCCACCGCCUGCCCAGCGUCCAUCCAUGGAGGUGAGCACCGUGUCCCCAUCUCCCACCUCACCGACCGACGGACCUGGUCAGUGUGAGACCAAUGUCUCCAACGUGGCCAUAGACCUUGUGACGCUGCUCUUCGGUGUCUGUGGGCUGGUUGGGAACAGGGCUUUCCUCUGGCUCCUCCAAAUUAAUUCCAUCACCGACUUUGUGGCAUUCAACAAAGCCAGCAUUGACUUCCUCUUCCUCAUCUUCAUCGUUCCCUCCACCCUGCUCUUCCUGCUGGCAGAGGUUUGCUGCUCUGCUAAAAUGCCCCCAAUGUAUCUGAGCUUGCUGUCCCAGCUGUCACUGUUCACCUACACCAUGGGGCUCUACCAGCUGAUGUUCAUCAGCAUCGAGAGGUGCAGGUCCAUCCUCUGCCUGUUUUUCUGCACUGGGCAACGUUCUGAGCACCUGCUGUGGGUGGUGAUGAGUGCUGUGUUCUGGGCCUUGUUCUUUGUUGUCACCGCUGUCAAUCCCACGGUGACUUCCCUGUGCCAGUCACACGAGCAGGAGCAAUGCCAGGUGGCUCUCAUCUCCAGGUACGCCCUCAACCUUUGCCUAGUUGCUGUACCCCUGCUCAUUUCCAGCACAAUCCUCUUCAUUCAUUUCAAGCCUGGCUCCCAGCAGCAGAAACACAAGAGACUCGACAUUGUGAUUGUCCUCGUUGCACUCUUCAGUCUGCCCCUCAGUCUCUGGUCUUUCCUGCAGCAGCUCAGUUACACGGUUGUGCCCUCCAAGGCGGUUUUCCUGCUCACCUGCAUCACCAGCAGCAUCAAACCCUUCAUCUACUUCUUGGUGGGGAGCUGGAAGAGAGACUGCUCCAUGGGGAGCUGCUGGAGACACUGCUCCAUGGAGAGCUUCAGGAGGCACUCCUCCAUGCAGUCCCUAAGGAUGACACUCCAGAGGGUGUUUGAAGAACCAAAAGAAAACACUGCCAGCAGUAAUGAUCCUGCCGUGGACACAGAGGCCUGAACCUGUUGAUCCCUUCCGCUGCGCUACUGAGAGACCCAACAUCACUUUUCCUAGGAUUCAUUUCCAUGUAUUCAACUCCUUCUCCAAGUCCUUUCCUGGUCCUGGAGGAUCGUUCACAGGGGGCUCUGGUGGUCACAUUCACUGAGUGCUGUGAUAUUAAAGGUGACCUUGCCUUGAACUUUUCCUUUGGCUAUGUGCUCUUGCUUCUUGUUACAGAACUUGCCCCAAAACACUGCAGGCCUCCUUAUCUGUUUCUGCACUGGCUCCAGCCACGUUUAUCAUCCCGUGUUUUCCUGAGGAACACAUUGGAGCUGGGCUUUCCUCCUCCCUCCUGGGUCCUAUAAACCCUAGAAACCUAUGCCCAGGAGGAACAGGGAGACCUCCAGGGGU
Messenger RNA from Vidua macroura (Pin-tailed whydah), 2053 nucleotides. RefSeq names its product mas-related G-protein coupled receptor member A8-like. Gene Ontology annotation, biological process: G protein-coupled receptor signaling pathway. Gene Ontology annotation, molecular function: G protein-coupled receptor activity. The record is from RefSeq and is a predicted model, not a curated record. Gene Ontology annotation, cellular component: membrane. NCBI's taxonomy places the organism in Eukaryota, Metazoa, Chordata, Aves, Passeriformes, Viduidae. Bases 443 to 1663 code for a protein of 406 amino acids. The transcript has a single exon.